Messenger RNA from Acanthochromis polyacanthus (spiny chromis), 993 nucleotides. RefSeq names its product trace amine-associated receptor 13c-like. Gene Ontology annotation, biological process: G protein-coupled receptor signaling pathway. Lineage: Eukaryota; Metazoa; Chordata; Actinopteri; Pomacentridae. Gene Ontology annotation, molecular function: trace-amine receptor activity. The coding region runs from base 1 to 993 and encodes 330 amino acids. Gene Ontology annotation, cellular component: membrane. The transcript is spliced from 2 exons. The record is from RefSeq and is a predicted model, not a curated record.
AUGAUGAAACCUGUUGACGAGGCUGAACUCUGCUUUCCACAGCUCCUCAACUCCUCCUGCAGGAAGACCAUGCGUCCUCACUCAGUAUCCAUGCUCAUUUACAUCAUUCUGUCCUGCAUCUCCCUUUUCACUGUGACUCUUAAUCUGCUGGUCAUCCUCUCCAUCUCACAUUUCAAGCAGCUCCACAGCCCCACCAACCUCCUCCUCCUCUCCCUGGCUGUCUCUGAUUGCUUUGUGGGUCUCCUCGUAGUCUUUCAAAUUCUGCUCUUAGAUGGCUGCUGGUAUUUCGGUGACCUCAUGUGUGUUCUGUAUAAUAUUUUCAACUAUGUGAUUACCGCUGCCUCAAUAGGGACCAUGGUGCUCAUUUCAGUCGACCGCUACGUAGCUAUUUGCUACCCUCUGCAUUAUCCCAGCAAAGUCACGCUGCAAAGAACAAAGAUCUGUGUUGCACUGUGUUGGAUAUGUGCUGCUCUCUGUCACUGUCUGAUACUGAAAGAUAACCUCAAACAGCUAGGGAUGUAUAACUCCUGUGCUGGGGACUGUGUGAUUGUUCUACAUUAUGUUGCUGGAUAUGUAGACCUGUUUUUGUCCUUCAUUGGCCCUGUCUCUGUCAUUAUAGGGCUGUAUGUGAGAGUAUUUGUGGUGGCUGUGUCUCAGGCUCGUGCCAUGCGCUCUGAUAUCACAGCCUUCACUCCGCAGGGCUCAGUCAAUGUAACUGUUAAGAAAUCUGAGAUGAAAGCAGCCAGGACUCUAGGUGUUGUUGUAGUUGUGUUUCUAAUAUGUCUCUGCCCAUAUUUUUGUGUUACACUAACGGGUCAGGAUGUUUUGCUCAAUAGUACAUCAAUGGCCUUUGUGAUAUGUCUGUUCUACUUCAACUCCCUCCUCAACCCUCUAAUCUAUGCUCUUUUCUACCCCUGGUUUAGGAAGUCUGUUAAACUAAUCAUUACACUUCAGAUACUGAGGUCUGACUCCUGUGAUGCUCAAAUAAUGUAG